AUGUCGGAGAUCCUGUGCGAGUGGCUCAACGAGGAGGUGAAGCUCUCCCGGAGCGUGGUUCCAGGAUCAUUUGCUGAAGAGUUUUCUUCUGGCUACCUCUUAGGAGAACUUCUACAUAAAUAUGGACUUCAGGAUGACUUUAAUGAGUUUUCACAGAGCAGGAUUGCAAAUGCAAAACUUAACAAUUUUUCUCGCCUGGAGCCCACACUUCGCCUCCUUGGUGUAAAGUUUGAUAAGAAUGUGGCCCAAAACAUAAUGACAGGGCAGCAUGGGUCUGCAACAAAGCUUUUAUAUCAGUUGUAUCUUGCUUUGGAAAAAAAGAAAAAGGCGAAGCUCAGUGGAAUAGCCAUGGAAGCAAUGAGACCUGCAGCAACUGCAAAGCUUGAGUCUGUUGAAAGUGCUUUGUUUCAAGAGCAUUUGAAAACUUUAAUACCACGUCAGGCGGAUUUGCAACUACAGCAGAUUUCAGAGCAUUUUGAAAUAAAAUCCAAGGCAAUGGAAGAUAAUGUAGCUCGUAUACGUAUUGCAGAACAGCAGAAAGUUCAGAAGCUCCAACAGGAAAAAAGAUCUCAAGAUAGUGAAAAGCAUCGCUUAGGAAGAAGGAGACAAAAUGAAAUAAUGGCCAGGAUUCAAGCAGCAAUUAUACAGGUUCCAAAGCCACUACCAAACCGUGACAUAAAAGCUACUGAAGCCAGAAAAUUCUUAAAGAAGAAAAGAGAAGCAGAGGAUACAUACAAGGAUAUUAAAACGUUUGAGAAUGUUGUACAAGAAUCAUUGCAAACACAGACCUUGAAAGCAACAACCUUAGAAACUACAGCACCAACAGCAUCUGAGCUACUAAGUGUUUAUUCAGAUGAUGAAUACAUAGGAAAAAUUCAAAAACGUUUGGAGGAAGAUACAUUUUCUAGAGAACAACGAGAAAAGAGACGACAAAAAAUGCUAAUGGAACAGUUAAUAGCACAUGAAGCUCAAGAGGAGGCUUACCGAGAGGAACAACUUAUUUACAGACUAAUGAGACAAUCUCAACAAGAACGGAGGAUUGCUGUUGAACUCAUGCACAUUCGACAUGAAAAAGAGGUGUUAAGGCAAAAUAGAAUUUUUAGGGAAAAACAGUAUCAAGAAAGACGACUGAAAGAGUUCCAAGAAGCUCUUGAUAGAGAGAAGGCUUUGGCAAAACAAGAAAAAAUUGAUUAUGAAGAAGAAAUUAUCAAAGAGAGAGAACGUCAUGAGAAACAUGCUGUUGAAAGAGCUCAGGCUCGUUAUAAAAAGCAUUAUUCUAUGUGUUGGAAAAUGAUCAACGAAAUCAUUGAUCUAGCAACAAAAGUAGGAGAAUAUCGUACACUGACAAACAACAAAAUUCCAUUAAAACUAAUGCGUGAUUGGAAGGAAUUUUUUUUUCAUGGAAAACCAAUAUAUGAACAAGCCUCAAUUCAGUCUUUGCCACGUAAACCAAGCCCAGAACAACUUGUAGAACUGAAUAAAAUAGCUCUAUUAGAUGACAAAGAUUAUGGUGAAUACAAGAAUAUGACUGGGGAAUGGUGCCCAGAUGAAGAUAUGAGUGAAAACACACCUCCUCUCAAUAAUAACAUAUUGAGUCAUGUGCUUCAUAGACUGAUGGAGAUUUUCUAUCCUCCAAGCCCCACAUCUUCGCCACCUGUAUUGCCUCCAUUUUCUAUCAAGGGAUGUAUUUUGGGAAAAAUUUUUAGUGGAAAGAGUACCUGUGUCAAGUUUAUUGAAAAAGUUUGCAAUAUUCAGGUACUAUCUGUUGAUACUCUGGUUCAGGAGGCCAUCGAAGCUUAUCUUAAUGAAAUAAAAAGUGAACACAAUGUGAUGCCACAGGAAGCAGAGAGUUCUGGGAAACACAGUAAGCUAUCUGUACGUGCCCAGCUUGGUGCCGCAUCACAGAAAAUGCUGAAGAAAGGAAAGAGUAUUCCUGAUGACGUACUAAUUCACAUCCUAUUGGAAGCCAUUAACCAAACACCACCAGAAAAGGGGUGGAUUGUGGAUGGGUUUCCAAUGACAAUUAAUCAAGCAAAGCUAUUUGAAAAAGCCUACACAGGGAUUGAUCCAGAAGCAAAUGAUACAAAUCCUGGAAAGUUUUCACUUGUUACAGACCCCAGAGACCAUCACAAGCCUCCUGUUACCUCACCUGCAUUUGAUAUUUCUAUAUUGUUGGAUAUUUCAGACACCGUGGUACUGAAACGUGCAGCUAACUUGAGGUCAGAUAAAUCAAAGUCAUCUCAAGCUAAACAGGAGGACAAGAAUCAAAACCCAGAUGCUGGAAUACUAGAAGAGAAUCUUAAUUUAGCCAGGGACAAGGUGCUACAUAGAAUUGCAGGCUUCCUAGACACAUGGCCAGAAUUAGAGACAUGGUUUUCAGUCCAUCAAAGUAUUCUAAGGAAAGUCAAUGCAGAGACAGAAGAAAGACUGGUCUGUCAAACAGUGAAGGAAAUUAUAAUGGAAGAAAUGGCCAAAAAACAGAAUAGAAGCUCUACUCAAGAAAUAUCAGCAGAAAAAAUGGUUUUACCUGUGACACAUCAAGAGCUGCUUCCUCCUGUUGAUGUGGCACCACCACCAAUUGAAGUAGGAUCAGAUAAAUGGAUUUAUGUAGAUGAACCACUUCCCAAGGAAAUACCUGAAUUUUUAGUACCAUAUUGGGAAACAAUAGAAAAUGCAUAUAUAAAUACCAUCAAAACUAUACUUAGAUGUCUAAGGGACGAACAGCACUCUGCAAUUUACUAUUUAGCAGAUAUUAGAAAAUAUUUCCAAGAGUAUCUGAGGUGUCCGGAUUGUAAGCAGGAACUUGUAUCUCAGUGGCAAUCAGAUUUUAAUUCAAUUGCUGAUGACCUGCGAGAAGAUGAGGAAACAAAAGCAGAACUACACCAAAGAGUUACUGACCUAAGAGAUCAUCUCUGGGGUAUCUGUGAUAAUAGAAAAGAAGAAGCUGAGCAGGAACGAACUGGUAUUUUGAAUGAUGGCUGGCUGACAGAUCGCAGAGGGAUUGCCAUGAACCAUUUCUUUUCACUUAUGCAGGUUGAAGUGGAUCGUUUCCAAGAUACGAAGAGACUUCUUCAUGACUACUAUAGGGCAAUGGAAGGAAAAAUCCUUACAGAAGACAAUCAAGAUUUCACUAGAAUCCCAUUGUUAGAUAUUACUGAUGUAGAGCAGAACGAAGAUCAAAAGAAAUCAAGAAGGAUUUCUCUAGUUUCUUGGAAACUGCCUCCACCAGAAACUGAUAUUGCCAAGUCAAAAGUCAAAGGAAAUCUACAGAAGAGUGCUAAGGAUGAGACUUCUGAAAAUGGAGUUGCUAUUUCUAGGAAAGAUGAAAGUUUUAUUACUGAUACAUGGCAAACAGCAGUAACAGCAGUAUCAGAUAUGGUAACAGCUGAAAUACAGUUUAAAGAAAUGGAGGAAGAAGACCAGCAGAGAGAACUGAAUGUGACACUGUCAGGCAAGGCUACUGGGAAAGGAGUCAAAGAUGCCAAAAAGCUUUCUCCCAAAUCAGCUACUAAAAAGAAAGGAGCACAAUCUACUGCAUCUGAAGUCAGCCUAAUUUCUCUAACCCCAGAACAAAUAAAGAAACAAGAACUGGCACAAAAAAUAAAAGAAGAAUAUUUUGGUGCCUUGAGACAUGAGGAACUAGCCACAAAAUCUCGACUAGAACUUAUAAAAGGGAAAGCUUUAGCAUUUGUUGAAGACCUAACAAGGAAAGCAGAUGAGGCUUAUAAAGAUAUGGAAAAGUGGCUUGGAUCCAGGUUCUUGGCAGAAAUGUCCAGUGUUGAAAAGCUGAUUGAGGUUGCACGACAUCAUAUUGAGAGUUCUAGCAAAAUCCAAUACCAAAUUACUUUAGAAGAAACAGAUUUCUUUAUCUCCAGUGAUAUAAAAGUUUCUCCUGACCCUGUUCCUUCACCUCAUGUUCCACACAUAGAGACCUCUAAAAGUGGUACUCUUACUAUUUCGCAACUUACUACACUUCAUAAGCAGUUUCUACAAGUGGCACCUAGAGCCAUAAGAGCACUGAAGCAAUUUAAAGGCACAAGUAAUUCUUCUAGCAAAAGAGAAGUUGGUGACAGAGGGAAACAGAAGAAAGAUUUGGAACAUCAGAGAACAAAAAGGAAUUGCCAGUUUCCAAAAACUUGGCUAAAAAAGUACUCAUGGCUUAAAUACGAUGAUGAAAGGGGAAUGAUGUUUUGUGCACCAUGUCGUAAGCAUAAUGUGGAUUUGGGGGAAAAGAUUCAUAAUUUCUGUUCUGGCUCUGAUGAGUUCAAACUUGAAUUUAUAAAUACACACCAGAGUAGUGAAGCUCAUGCCUGGGCUACCUGCAUGGAAGCUGCCAGUACAGCUUCACUGGAUGCAGCUUCUGCUGAGGAGAUGUUGAAGACCAUGAACUCCAUAACACUAGGCAGAGCAGAAAAUAUUUUUUGAACUUGCCAUGCUAUUGCUAAAUGUGGUCGUCCCUUUAGAGACCUUAACUGGAUGUACAAACUAGAUGAUAUGAAAGGAGUGGAUAUUGGUUCUGUAUUUAGAAAUGACAGGUUCAUAGAGUUUAUUGCUGAAGUAGAAAGAAAAGCUCUGAAAGAGAAACUGGAGAAAUGUAAAUUCUUUUCAAUUAUUAGUGAUGGAGUCAGAGACAGAUGCUUUACAAAUGAGGGAAAGGUCCAUUGCCAGAUUGUUGGGGUUCAACCUAUUCACAAAGCUGAUGCUUCAAGGAUAAAGAAUGCAAUUGAGGAAACAUUGCAAAUAAAUCUUCAACUCAGUCUGGCAAGUCAAGACUGGUCAAGAAAAUUAGUUGGGUGUGGGAGUGAUAGGACAGAUGUAAUGAUAGGAGAAAGCAGUAGGGUAGCUAAACUUCUGAGGGAAAUUCACCCUUGUGUGCAGUCUGUGCACUGUUUUGUUCACCACCUAAAGCUGGCUUACAAAGGAGCAAUGAAAAAUGUUCAUCUGUACAACACCUUAAACAAUGUCUUGAACUACUUUUAUCAUAACUCACCUUUAAAUAAGAAGAAUCUCAAAGCCAUAUGUGAAUCUACUAAAUUGCAUCCAGACAUUCCUUCUCGCACUGGAGGCUCCCAGUGGCUUCCUCAUCUACAAACAGCUCUACACAUUCUCCUUAAAGAUUAUCCUGCAAUUGUUCUACAUCUGAGUAAGAUUGAAAGAGAUUCAAGAGGCUCAAACCACCAAAUCAAAGGUCUGUUACACCUUCUUCUGAAAAUCAAGAUAGUCAAGUUUUCUCACUUUUUGUUGGAUGUCAUCAAUGUCCUCAACAUUUUGUCACAUGUUACUCUGAAUCACAAGUCCUCCAUUGCUGACAUAUUUGCAACUAUGCAGUUAACUCUGGAGACACUCCACAUCUAUCAGUCAAGAGCUGGUCCAAAGGAACGAGUGGUAGAGACCAUUCACCACUUUCAUGGUUACCAGCUUAAUGGAAAUGGAAAUAUUUCAGCAGUACGAACCAAAGUGCUAAGUAAUUUAGUGAAGAGGCUACAUGAUUGUUUUUCCAAUGCAAGCCAAGAUGUUUUGAGAGGAACUGCUAUUGGAAGUUUUAAACUAUGGCCUGACAAAAUGAAACAAGAAUUUGGUGAAAAGGAAGUGUCCAUCUUGACUAAACAUCUAGAAGCUGCUAGCAUGAAAAUAAAUGAAGUAGAAACUGAACAGAGCAUGUUGAAAUUAGAGCUGUAUAACAGAUUUCAGAACAUCCAGACCUUGACUUGGGAUUCAGUGAACUCAGGUUAUUCAAAGAAGUAUCCAAACAUCCUGACAUUGGUAGAUUUGAUCCUAACUCUGCCAGCAAGUUCAGCUGAAACAGAGCAAGGCUUUAGUAAUGAAGCUCACUAUGAUGAGCUAAGAAUGAAAAUUGUUCGGGAAAGUUUUAUACAAAAGGAAGUAUUUAGUGACAUUUUUAAUAACUUGAUUAAUUUGGAUCUUGGAUCAAAUUGCCUUCCUGAUGGAUGGAUGAACUUAAUGCUUCCAGAUUUACAAAAUCUGGCAUCUGAAUUCACAGUGAACUCAGAAUUUAUAGACUGGCGCAGGUUCUUGCUAGCAGCAGCACAGCCUUGGCCAGUGCCAUCUGUGACACAACUUCUCAAAACACUGCAUAGCUUUGAGUCUGUUGAUGCAGCUGGAUCAGGAUUUGUUACACAAGAAAACUACAUGCAGAUUGGCUUAUGGUUUAAUGGAACUGAAGAUCUUAAUGUAACUAGAAGUUGCACAGAAGCGUUGCCUCUAGAUAGACUAGAGCAUCUCAUAAAGUUUUUCUUCAGUUUGUUUGCUGAUACCAGAGAGGAUCCUGCUCUUCUCAACUAUAAUGAGAUGCUACUUUAUUUUGCUUCCCACUCUGAUCCAGUUGAAGGUGUUUACAGAGCACUUAGUGUUGCUACUGGAACACAUAUUCAUAGAAAAAAAGAAGCUUCUCUUCUAUGUGAGGGUUUAUCUUACACCAAUGAAGUGCCAAAUGAGGAAAUUUUAAUAGAAGAUGAAAAAGAAGUCUUGAAUUACAUAUGUGAAGAAACAAUUUCAGUGGCAACCCUGCUGAAAGUGUUUCAUACUGGAGGAAGUAAAGAAGAAGACAAUAAUAGGUUUAGUAAUCCAGAGAAGGAAGACAGCUAUGAUAAGCAUUUCAUCAAAGUAUUCAAAGAAUUAGGCUCUGAAGAUCUGACACCCAUUCCAGUUGCACUCCUUUUGGAGCAUCCUUUCAUUCAAAACUUGAUCAACGUGUAUCAAGAAUACAGGCUUCCUGAUAUUAAAACCUUUCUGCAAAGAGCUGAACAAGCACAGUAAACUGAUGGAAAAAACACCACA
Messenger RNA from Calypte anna (Anna's hummingbird), 6798 nucleotides. It is a transcript of the gene SPEF2, whose product is annotated as sperm flagellar 2. Gene Ontology annotation, cellular component: sperm midpiece; manchette. Gene Ontology annotation, molecular function: protein dimerization activity. The record is from RefSeq and is a predicted model, not a curated record. NCBI's taxonomy places the organism in Eukaryota, Metazoa, Chordata, Aves, Apodiformes, Trochilidae. Gene Ontology annotation, biological process: sperm axoneme assembly.